AUGCACGAGAGUUUGACGUAUCAGUUCCUGGAUUGUGAUUUUGUGCAGGCUUUGCUUGUAGCAAGAAAGAAUAGACUUGUAUAUGUUUCGUUAGGUAGAAAUAAAGCCACUUUGUUGAAAGGUGCACAGGAAACAUUCAAAAAAUUGGGUAAAGCCAAGAAGAUAGACUACUAUUUACUAAAGGACAGUAAGCAUUCGAUGGACAUUAUGUGUGAACAGUACAUGCAACUUUUAGACGGUAAGAAGGCACCUGAGCUUGAAUAUGAGUAUAUGUUUGGUACGGAUUUUCAGAAGAAAGUAUGGGAUCAACUGGUAAAGAUUCCAUCAGGUACAGUAAAGACAUACUCUGAAAUUGCGAAGGAAGUGGGUUCCAGCAAUUCAUGUCGAGCAGUGGGGCGGGCCUGUGGGGAGAAUAAGCUUGCAGUCUUAGUGCCAUGUCAUUCUGUGGUGGGAUCAUCUGGGAAAGAUCUUGUGGGAUACAGGUGGGGCAUUGACGUAAAGAAACGUCUUUUAGAACGAGAAGGUGUUCAUAUUUACAAGUGA
This is a messenger RNA of Kazachstania africana CBS 2517, 543 nucleotides long. It is a transcript of the gene MGT1, whose product is annotated as methylated-DNA--protein-cysteine methyltransferase. The record is from RefSeq and is a predicted model, not a curated record. Gene Ontology annotation, molecular function: catalytic activity. Bases 1 to 543 code for a protein of 180 amino acids. Lineage: Eukaryota; Fungi; Ascomycota; Saccharomycetes; Saccharomycetales; Saccharomycetaceae. Gene Ontology annotation, biological process: DNA repair. The transcript has a single exon.